AGCACUGACAAACUGAUCAGCACAGGCUGAGAAACCAGACCCACAGUGACUGUCCACAGGCCCAGCUUGUCCUGGCAGGCCCUGGUCAGCCUCUGGAGUAUGGUCCAGCUGGGGCCCCCUCUGCUGACCCUCAUCCUCUUCCUGGCUUCUCAUGUUGGCGCAGCGGUGGACCUGACGCUGCUGGCUGACCUGCGCCUCGCGGACCCCCAGCGCUUCUUCCUGACCUGCGUGUCCCGGGAGGCCGGAGCCGGGAGAGGCUCGGACGCCUGGGCCCCGCCCCUGCUGUUGGAGAAGGACAACCGUAUCGUGCGCACCUUUCCGCCCCAGCGGCCCCUGCACACCGCCCGCAACGGCUCGCACCAGGUCACGCUGCGCGGCUUCUCGCAGCCCUCGGACCUUGUGGGCGUCUUCUCCUGCGUGGGCGGCGCCGGGGCGCGGCGCUCCUCGGUCGUCUACGUACACAACAGCCCCAGGGCCCACCUGCUCCCAGACAAGGUCACACAUACAGUGAACAGAGGUGACACGGCUGUGCUUUCCGCACGUGUGCACAAGGAGAAGCAGACAGAUGUGAUCUGGAAGAGCAACGGAUCCUACUUCUAUACCCUGGACUGGCAUGAGGCCCAGGAUGGGCACUUCCUGCUGCAGCUCCCCAACGUACAGCCACCAUCAAGCGGCAUCUACAGUGCCACCUACCUGGAAGGCAGCCCUCUGGGCAGCGCCUUCUUUCGGCUCAUUGUGCGGGGCUGUGGGGCUGGGCGCUGGGGGCCAGGUUGUACCAAGGAGUGCCCCGGCUGCCUGCAUGGAGGUGUCUGCCAUGACCAGGAUGGAGAGUGUGUGUGCCCCCCUGGCUUCACCGGCACCCGCUGUGAGCAGGCCUGCAGAGAGGGCCGCUUUGGGCAGAGCUGUCAGGAGCAGUGUCCAGGAACAUCUGGCUGUCGUGGACUUAACUUCUGCCUCCCAGACCCCUACGGCUGUUCUUGUGGAUCUGGCUGGAGAGGAAGCCAGUGCCAGGAUGCCUGUGCCCCUGGUCAUUUUGGGGCUGACUGCCGUCUCCGAUGCCAGUGUCAAAAUGGCGGCACAUGUGACCGGUUCAGUGGCUGUGUCUGCCCCUCCGGGUGGCAUGGAGUACACUGUGAGAAGUCAGACCGGAUCCCCCAGAUCCUUAAUAUGGCUUCGGAACUGGAAUUCAACUUAGAGGCAACGCCCCGGAUCAACUGCGCAGCUGCAGGGAACCCCUUCCCAGUGAGGGGCAGCAUAGAGCUACGCAAGCCAGAUGGCACAGUGCUCCUGUCCACCAAGGCCAUCGUGGAGCCAGACAAGACCACGGCUGAGUUCGAGGUGCCCCGCUUAACUCUUGGGGAUAGUGGGCUCUGGGAGUGCCGCGUGUCCACAUCUGGUGGCCAAGACAGCAGGCGCUUCAGAAUCAAUGUCAAAGUGCCCCCAGUGCCCCUGACGGCGCCUCGGCUCCUAGCCAAGCAGAGCCGCCAGCUUGUGGUCUCCCCGCUGGUCCCAUUCUCUGGAGACGGGCCCAUCUCCUCCGUCCGCUUGUACUACCAGCCCCAGGACAGCACCAUGGGCUGGUCCAAGAUUGUGGUGGACCCCAGUGAGAAUGCGACAUUAAUGAACCUGAGGCCGAAGACAGAAUACAGUGUCCGUGUGCAACUGAGCCGGCCAGGGGAAGGAGGAGAGGGGGUCUGGGGGCCUUCCACCCUCAUGACCACAGACUGUCCUGAGCCCUCAGUGCAGCCACAGCUGGAUAGCUGGUAUGUGGAGGGCCCUGACCAGCUGCGAGUGAGCUGGUCCUUACCCUCGGUACCUGGGCCGCUGGUGGGCGAUGGUUUCCUGCUGCGCCUAUGGGACGGGGCACGGGGGCAGGAGCGGCGGGAGAACGUCUCGUCCCCCCAGGCCCGCACCACCCUCCUGACCGGACUCACGCCUGGUACCCACUACCAGCUGGAUGUGCGGCUCUACCAUUGCACCCUCCUCGGCCCUGCCUCGCUCCCCACACACAUGCUUCUGCCCCCCAGUGGGCCCCCAGCCCCCCGAUACCUCCAUGCCCAGGCCCUCUCGGACUCUGAGAUACAGCUAACGUGGCAGUGCCCACAGGCUCUGGCUGGGUCAAUAUCUAAGUACAUCGUGGAAGUGCAGGUAGCUGGGGGCUCAGGAGACCCACUGUGGAUGGACGUGGACAGACCUGAGGAGACGAGCACCAUCGUCCGUGGCCUCAAUGCCAGCACACGCUACCUCUUCCGUGUGCGUGCCAGUGCCCAGGGUCCUGGUGACUGGAGCAACAUGGUAGAAGCAUCUACCCUGAGCAACGGGCUGCAGAGCGAGGGCCCAGUCCAAGAAAGCCGGGCUGCUGAAGAGCGCCUGGACCAACAGCUGAUCCUGGCAGUGGUGGGCUCAGUAUCUGCCACCUGCCUCACCAUCCUGGCUGCCCUCUUAGCCCUGGUGUGCAUCCGCAGAAGCUGCCUGCAUAGGAGACGCACCUUCACCUACCAGUCAGGAUCGGGUGAAGAGACUAUCCUGCAGUUCAGCUCGGGAACCCUGACACUGACCCGACGGCCAAAACCACAGCCCGAGCCCCUGAAUUACCCAGUGCUGGAGUGGGAGGACAUCACCUUUGAGGACCUCAUUGGGGAGGGGAACUUUGGCCAGGUCAUCCGGGCCAUGAUCAAGAAGGAUGGGCUGAAGAUGAAUGCAGCCAUCAAGAUGCUGAAAGAAUAUGCCUCUGAAAAUGACCAUCGUGACUUUGCAGGAGAACUGGAAGUUCUAUGCAAAUUGGGGCACCACCCCAACAUCAUUAACCUCUUGGGGGCCUGUGAGAACCGAGGUUACUUGUAUAUCGCCAUUGAAUACGCCCCUUAUGGGAACCUGCUAGAUUUUCUGCGAAAGAGCCGGGUGCUGGAGACUGACCCAGCUUUUGCCCGAGAGCAUGGAACAGCCUCUACCCUCAGCUCCCGGCAGCUGCUGCGUUUUGCCAGUGAUGCCGCCAACGGCAUGCAGUACCUGAGUGAGAAGCAGUUCAUCCAUAGGGACUUGGCUGCCCGAAAUGUGCUGGUCGGAGAGAACCUGGCUUCCAAGAUUGCAGACUUUGGCCUGUCUCGGGGGGAGGAGGUUUAUGUGAAGAAGACCAUGGGACGUCUCCCAGUGCGCUGGAUGGCCAUUGAAUCUCUGAACUACAGCGUCUACACCACCAAGAGUGAUGUCUGGUCCUUCGGUGUCCUCCUCUGGGAGAUCGUGAGCCUUGGGGGCACACCCUACUGUGGCAUGACCUGUGCUGAGCUCUAUGAGAAGCUGCCUCAGGGCUACCGCAUGGAGCAGCCUCGUAACUGUGACGACGAAGUGUAUGAGCUGAUGCGUCAGUGCUGGCGGGACCGUCCAUACGAGCGACCACCCUUUGCCCAGAUUGCACUGCAGCUGGGCCGCAUGCUGGAAGCCAGGAAGGCCUAUGUGAACAUGUCGCUGUUUGAGAACUUCACCUAUGCAGGCAUCGACGCCACAGCUGAGGAGGCCUGAGCUGCCAUCCAGCCAGAAACCUGACUCUGCUGGCCGGAGCAACCUCUACUCUCCAACCUGUGACUGACUUCUGACCCUUGUAGCCUCUGAGCUGAGCUGCCUUAUGGAAGUUUUUUUAACUUAAGGAAGAAAAGAGAGGAUCUCGGGAUGGAUCCUUUGCAGUUGCUCCUUACCACCUCCUGCAGCUACUCUUAUAGCUACUCUUCACAUCUUUCCUUCUAGUUCAGCUACUCUACAUAUGUGCUCCUCACUUCACUGUCCUCCACACUCAGACCCCUACUUCAGCUCCUCUACUCACACUACUAAAAUGCCCUGUUCAGCUACUCCUCACUCCCUGCCUUGUCUUCAGAAAAAAAUAAAUGCCCUGAGAAACUCCA
Molecule: messenger RNA, 3896 nt
Organism: Choloepus didactylus (southern two-toed sloth)
Lineage: Eukaryota; Metazoa; Chordata; Mammalia; Pilosa; Megalonychidae
Gene: TIE1
Product: tyrosine kinase with immunoglobulin like and EGF like domains 1
Exons: 23
Coding region: 100-3519 (1139 amino acids)
Biological process (GO): protein phosphorylation; positive regulation of kinase activity; cell surface receptor protein tyrosine kinase signaling pathway
Cellular component (GO): signaling receptor complex
Molecular function (GO): protein binding; transmembrane receptor protein tyrosine kinase activity; ATP binding
Source: RefSeq, a predicted model, not a curated record